AUGGUUAGCAAUUCAAUGCUAAAGUUUAUUGACCAAAGACUUCAAGAACUGACAGGCACAAGAAUACCUUUUGGUGGUAAAAGCAUCAUAGCGAUAGGUGACUUGUACCAGUUAAAGCCAGUGGCAGAAUCUUGGAUAUUUCAAGACCUUACACAUGAUGCAUCUGCUUUAGCAUCUAACUUGUGGCAAGAUCACUUUUCUAUGUUUGAGUUGACUGAGAUCAUGCGACAAAAGAAUGACAAUAAAUUUGCAGAGCUGUUAAACAGGUUACGACACAAUAAAAUGACAGACCAUGACAAAGAACAGAUCCAACAAUGUCAGGUUGAUCCAAACUCAGUAACAUACCCACAGAAUGCACCCCAUAUAUUUGCAGAAAAUUGCUUUAUGCAAGCAUUUAAUGAAAAAAUCAUCAAUAACAUUAAUUCUCAAAAAGUUGAAAUUUCUUGUCAUGACUCAGUAGUGGGAGCAAACAUACCACAGGAUAGACAAAAUGAUAUUUUGAAAAGAUUACCAAGAGAUGCCUGUAGUACGAUGGGUUUGCACUACUCUUUGACAGUAGUGGUUGGCAUGUUAUACGACUUGACUGUUAAUAUUGACACAGAAAAUGAGCUAACUAAUGGUGCCUCUUGUGUAGUUAAAGAUAUAGAAUACAAGCAAGCUGAAACAAAUAAACCCAGUAUUAUAUGGGUAAGGUUUGAUAACCCACUAAUAGGCAAUGAAAGACGAAAAAAAUAUCACAGUAGAGGCUUUUAUCAUCACUUAAUUGAUGACAGUUGGACUCCCAUAUUUGACAUAGAGCGAACAUUUCCACUGAGACAAAAUACAAUUCAGAGAAUACAGUUUCCAUUACAACCGUCUGCAGGUAGAACUGUUCACAGAGCUCAGGGAACCACCCUUGACCAAGUUGUUAUAGAUUUGUCACAACGUAAACUAUGA
Messenger RNA from Mercenaria mercenaria, 936 nucleotides. RefSeq names its product ATP-dependent DNA helicase pif1-like. The record is from RefSeq and is a predicted model, not a curated record. Gene Ontology annotation, molecular function: DNA helicase activity. Gene Ontology annotation, biological process: telomere maintenance; DNA repair. Bases 1 to 936 code for a protein of 311 amino acids. NCBI's taxonomy places the organism in Eukaryota, Metazoa, Mollusca, Bivalvia, Venerida, Veneridae. The transcript has a single exon.